AUAAGAAAAGCGUGCAGGAGUAGGAUCUGUAUACUGUAUACAAUAUGUUUUAAAUACUACCAACCAACUUAACUUAAUAUACAUACAUACUGUUUACAUAUGUUACAAAAGAAUUUUUUAAUCUUGUGUUUUGAAACUUAUUAUAUUUAAAAAAAGACAUAGAAGUGAAAUGAAAAGGUGUACAUACUAGAGCUAGUGAUAGACAAUGAUAAUUGUUUUUAAACACAUUAAACAAGAUAGUAUCCAAAAAUUUAUAACCUAUAUUUAAUGAUAGAUUCAUGCAAUUAAGGAAUUCUUGAAACACAAUGAAUACAAGAAUGGGAAAGAAAGACAUUGUUCAAGCGGUAAUUCUUUCGGAAGAUUUUGUAACAAAUUUGACACCUAUGCAAGAUAUAUAUCCAAGUGUUUUAAUGCCAAUCAUAAACGUACCGCUUUUAGAUUAUUUAAUGGAAACUUUGAUCAAGUGUGGAAUACAAGAAUUGUUUCUUUAUUGUAGCCGUCAUAUCGAUUUAAUAAAAGCUUAUAUAAAUAAACGAAAGUGGCCAAGAAUAUUAGUUUCUCUAAUCAUAUCAGAGGGAUGUUUGUCUUUGGGUGAUGCUCUUAGAGAUAUUGAUACGAAAGGUUCAAUUCGUGGUAAUUUCAUACUAAUAAGAGGAGAUGCCUUUAUUAAUGCAGAUCUUAUGAAUGCUUUAAACAAUCAUCGCUCUAAACUUGAAAGAGAUAAAGGUGCAACAAUCACUAUGUUGAUGAGAAACUUUGGCUCAACAAACAAUUCCUUAUUAAGGAAAGAAACAGUUUUAUUAGUAUCUGAUAAAACUAGCAACAAGGUCCUACAUUACAGUAAAUUAAAAUUUGAUGAGAAGAAAGUAAAGUUAGAAUUAAAUUGGUUCUUAGAUCACAGUGAAAUUGAGAUCAAUACUUGUUAUAUGGAUACUCACGUUUAUCUAUGUUCACCUGCUGUACUUCCACUGUUCUCAGAUAAUUUUGAUUUUCAAACAAUGGAAGAUUUCAUUCGAGGAGUGUUGAUGAAUGAAGAAAUCCUGAAUUCCCGUAUUUAUUGGCAACAAUUGAAUCCUGAAGAGUAUAGUCUACCAAUUAUAUCAUGGAAUGCAUACCAGAUUCUUAAUCGUGAUAUUUUGAAUAGACAUAGUUUUCCACUUACACCGAAUUCUAUCCCAUUUCUAAAAAAUUUUAUUCAUAUGCCACGAAGCACUUACAAACACAGAAGUGCCUCUCUUGCUAAAGGUUGCACUUUAGAAGAAGAUAGUGUGCUUUGCCAAAACAGUACGUUAGGAAAUGAUACCUCUGUUACGAGAUCUGUUAUUGGACACAAUUGUUUAAUAGGCUGUAAUGUAAAAAUAAAAAAUUCCUAUGUACUAUCAGAUACUAAAAUUGAAGACAAUUGUACUAUUACAAACAGUAUAAUAUUUCCAAACUGUGUUAUUAAAAAGGCCACUCAAAUAAAUAAAUGUAUAUUAUAUCCUGGAACAAAUAUUGAUGCUCAAAUAGAAUAUAUUGAUUCCAUAUUAAAAUUGAAAGACAAUAAAGUUAUCACUAUACAGAUGUCAGAAAUUGAAAUGGAUUAUGACUUUGAGUUCUUUAAUGAUUACCAUACAGAAGAAUCUGAUAACGACUACCAUGCAGAAGAUGAUUAUUCUACAGAUGAUACAAGUAGCAAUGUAGAUUCUGAAUACAAUUCACCAAUUCCAGAUGAUACAGACAUGUUUCUAUCUGAAGUUAUUGAUAGUUUGUUAAGAGGUUUUCAAGAUACACUUAAGUGUGAAAACAUAAUUUUGGAGAUAAACUCGUCAAGAUAUGCAUAUAACAUUACCAUGAGUGAAGUAACAUAUAAUGUUAUUAAAGCUAUAUUAAGUUUACCAUUUCAUUAUUUUUCAGAAUUGAAAAAAACUAUAAAUAAUCAAAAAUAUAAAGACUACUUGAAAAGUAUGGUGACUUACUUCCGGCCAAUUAUUUUUAAUUAUGUCAAAACAGAAGAUGCUCAAGAUCAUUGUUUACGUGCAAUAGAAGAUGUUGCUACUUCAACUGAAGAAUUAUUACCAGUUUUAGAAAACUUAUUACUUGUUUUUUACAAAAAAGACAUCUUAUCAGAAGAAAAGAUUUUAAACU
Molecule: messenger RNA, 2127 nt
Organism: Megalopta genalis
Lineage: Eukaryota; Metazoa; Arthropoda; Insecta; Hymenoptera; Halictidae
Gene: eIF2Bepsilon
Product: eukaryotic translation initiation factor 2B subunit epsilon
Biological process (GO): biosynthetic process
Cellular component (GO): eukaryotic translation initiation factor 2B complex
Molecular function (GO): guanyl-nucleotide exchange factor activity; translation initiation factor activity; translation initiation factor binding
Source: RefSeq, a predicted model, not a curated record